UAAAAGAUAGAUAGAUAGAUAUAGAUAUAGAUAGACAGAUAUAUAUAUUUCCUUUUUCUUCUUCAUCAUCUCCUUCUUCUUCUUCAUUUCAUUUUAAAUUAUCAGUUUAUGUGUAUAUAUAUAUAUAUAUAUACAUUCUCAUUAAUUAAUUAAUUAAUUAACGUGCGUUCUCUUCUCCGGCGUCAAUUCUCAAUUCCUUUGCCAUGCGUGGCUUCCUCCGUCGUCAUCUCUGCUAGGGUUUGCUUUCUCCGAUCUCCGCCGCACCACCACCACCACCGCAGAGAUGUCGCGCCAGUCGACGUCGUCUGCGUUCACCAAAUCGAAGACGCUCGAUAACAAAUAUAUGCUGGGAGAUGAGAUUGGGAAAGGAGCUUAUGGUCGAGUGUACAAAGGUUUGGACCUGGAGAAUGGAGAUUUUGUUGCAAUUAAGCAAGUUUCUUUGGAGAAUAUUGCUCAGGAGGAUCUUAACAUCAUUAUGCAAGAGAUUGAUUUGUUAAAGAAUUUGAACCACAAAAACAUUGUAAAGUAUCUUGGAUCCUUAAAGACAAAGAGUCACCUGCACAUAAUUCUUGAGUAUGUGGAGAAUGGCUCACUUGCAAAUAUUAUCAAGCCAAAUAAAUUUGGACCCUUUCCAGAAUCAUUGGUUGCUGUUUAUAUUGCCCAGGUGUUGGAAGGCUUGGUUUAUCUGCACGAGCAAGGUGUUAUCCAUCGGGAUAUUAAGGGUGCAAACAUAUUGACAACUAAAGAGGGUCUUGCCAAACUUGCUGAUUUUGGUGUGGCUACAAAAUUAACAGAGGCUGAUAUUAAUACUCAUUCAGUUGUUGGAACACCAUACUGGAUGGCCCCAGAGGUUAUAGAAAUGUCCGGGGUUUGCGCAGCUUCUGACAUUUGGAGUGUUGGCUGUACGGUUAUUGAACUUCUUACAUGUGUUCCUCCUUACUAUGACUUGCAGCCUAUGCCAGCUCUUUUCCGAAUUGUACAGGAUGAGCAACCUCCAAUUCCGGAUAGCCUUUCACCUAACAUUACUGACUUUCUGCAUCAGUGCUUUAAGAAGGAUGCAAGACAAAGGCCUGAUGCGAAAACGCUGCUGUCUCACCCCUGGAUCCUAAACUGUAGACGUGUCCUGCAGUCUUCUCUUCGUCAUAGCGGAACAUUAAGGAAGAUGCCUUGUCUUGCAAACGUUAGCUAUUGCUUACAGAUGGUGAACUGCCAUAGUAGCAAUUGUUGGCCAAGUAGUCCAACAGUUUUCAUAUUAAAAUUUAAGAGAUUUUAUCUCUGUUAAUCUGCAUGAAAAGUUGAAAGUUAUGACACUACUGUUGUUUCGUGAGUGAAAGUCUAUACCUUGAAUUUGAGAGCAACAACAACAUUGCUUUUCCAUCUAAAAGUUUGUUUGGACUUUGAACAUCUAAUUAAGGUUCCAUACGUGGUCAUGGUCCAACCUUUUCCCUUUCUCCCCUGAUAUAUGUGGGGAAAUUUCAGAUUUAAAUUGCCAUUUGUGUUAUCUUUGAUUGGUGGCCAAGUCUUUUUGGCAUAGGAUUCUUGCAUGCUUGGGAUGCAUGUGUUAUCCAGGAUUGGCAACACUCG
This is a messenger RNA of Lotus japonicus, 1584 nucleotides long. Its product is annotated as MAP3K epsilon protein kinase 1-like. Gene Ontology annotation, biological process: protein phosphorylation. NCBI's taxonomy places the organism in Eukaryota, Viridiplantae, Streptophyta, Magnoliopsida, Fabales, Fabaceae. The record is from RefSeq and is a predicted model, not a curated record. The transcript has 11 exons. Gene Ontology annotation, molecular function: ATP binding; protein kinase activity. The coding region runs from base 284 to 1282 and encodes 332 amino acids.